Messenger RNA from Thrips palmi, 3000 nucleotides. RefSeq names its product tyrosine-protein kinase receptor Tie-1-like. The transcript is spliced from 20 exons. Lineage: Eukaryota; Metazoa; Arthropoda; Insecta; Thysanoptera; Thripidae. The record is from RefSeq and is a predicted model, not a curated record. Gene Ontology annotation, molecular function: protein binding. Bases 100 to 2787 code for a protein of 895 amino acids.
UCUGGGCGGCCCGUCUGGUCGAUAAGAGAAUCGGGCGCUGUGAACUGAACUGCGGGAGGCAGGCCAGCAUCCGGGCUCAGUCCAGUGGAGAGCCUUGCCAUGAGUGCAGUGGCUCUGUUCGUGCUCGCGGUGCUGUGGAGCUGCACAGCGCAUGUGUUUGCCUGGGGAGGAAAUUUGGGCACUGGCGAUGGGGUCAUUACUUCACCGCAGUGGCCAAACACGUACUGGAACAAUCAAAAGGUUGAAUGGAUUUUGGGCCCAUACCCUCAAGCGACCUCGGUGUAUUUCGCCUUCACAGAAGCAGAGUUUGAGGGUGGCGAUGGCGUGAGUUUUUACGCAGAGCGAGAUGGAUCGUUCCGAUGGAUUCGCCUCGUCCGCGCUUUUUAUUCACUGACACCUUUUACCAUCGAUGUAGGCAAGGCUGGCCGCAUUAAAGUGGUGUUCGAAAGCGAUGAAGGUGUUGUAAGGAAGGGUUUCCGGUUAUUAUACUCUACAGUCGCCUGCGGAGGAGUCUUGGACAGUAGAGCUGGAAUCAUUAAGUCGCCGCAGUGGCCAUUCCCCUACCCCAGUGGCCUAACCUGUGAAUGGAUUUCGAUGUCCUUGCCUGAACGAACUUCGAUGUAUUUUGUCUUUACUAAUCUACAGCUGGAGGGCAACUGCCAAGAUGUUGUGGAGUUUUAUAUAGAGCGAGGAGGAUCGUUCCUUCUGCUUCGCCAGGUCUGCCAAGAAUCCAAACGGCUGCCUUUCAGCAUUGAUGCUGAGAUGGGUGCCCGGAUUAAAGUGGUGUUCCGGAGCGAUCUAUACGAAAGCUCCGAAGGUUUUCGGUUAAUGUAUUCAGCAAUGCAGCCCUUCUAUAGUCCAUCCGCAAGCAAAACAGACAUUAGCUGCUUCAAUGGAGGCGUAUUGGAUGCUCCUGUAUGCCAGUGCCCACCUGGAUUCUCGGGUGUCUACUGUGAAAAGGCUUGUGGUGGGGAUCGUUACGGCAAGGACUGCGAAGAACAGUGCUCUGGCGGCAUUAUCGGAUGCAGCGGUAAAACGUUUCCCCGAAUUCUACAGAAUGUGCUGGAUGAUUCAAUUGCACGAACUUGCGCGUCGGGUCUGAAGGGUUCUAAUUGCGAUCAAGUCUGCGGUCGCGGUGAGUACGGUGCCAACUGUGCUUCACGUUGUGGUUUCUGCGGCGGACAAGGAGACUGCGAUCCCUUCACGGGCCACUGCGAGCGUGGAUGUCUACCUGGGUACCAUCCACCAUACUGCCAGCAAGGUAUAACGCACCUUCUCAAAGGCAUUGAAGUUGCAUCCAUUACGGCAACGUCGUUCAAGGGAUCCAUUCUCGUGACUCCUGAUAACACGAAAGGAGAAGGCUCUGUCCACUUCUUCGAGGUGCAGCACAAGGAGUCAGGCGGCGAUUGGACCACAGGCGUGUUCGGGAAGGUCGAGCCGUGCCGAACCAGGGCCUGCCCUUUCACGGUGGACGGACUGAUGCCUAACACAGCUUUGUUGGUGCGGGCCCUGCUGCUCAACGAGGACCUGCAGCGCUACGACAGAGUGCCCUACUUGACCGUUCGCACUGGGGGCCAGCGACAAAUCGCUGAUUUGGUGGUAACAACUGCCACACCACGGAGCUUACAAGUUGCAUGGACGUCGCCUUCCAAACAGGGCCCCUUCUCAGUCAUGUAUGAGUGCGAGGCGCUGCUGGCAUGCGCGGACGUGCCUUGCAAGCACGUCAACGGGGCCCUCGUGGUGGCGAACACGUCCGCGACGCUGGAGGGGCUGCUGCCCUGUGCUUCGUACCGCAUCACCGUGGCCAGGGACGACGAGGCCCACAGCAUCACUGCCACGACACGCACCACAGUUCCCGACGCGGUGGUGUCCGACUUGGAGGCGACCCACUUGGCCAACACCACGGUACUGGCGCGGUGGCGUGAGGCCUCGGCGUGCGCGGAGGUCAACGGGCCGCUGGUGCGGUACCGCUGGGAGCUGUACCGCGACGAGGACGUCGAGGGCCACAACGGGACGACGCCAGCGCUAGCGCUCCGUUCGGGCUUCACCAAGAACAUGAUGGUGAUGCUAAGGGAUUUGGAGACACUGACCAGGUACAGGCUGCACGUCAACAUCGUCAAUAUAGUGGGCGGCAACCCACAACGAUGGGCAAAGCUACCUUUCAGGACGCUGCACACAGCGAUGGCCGACGCUCCUCUUGAUCUGGCUGUUUAUCGUCUGAAUGGCACUGCCCUGUGGCUCCGUUGGGCGCCCCCGACCAAGGGAAGCGAGACGUUGCGCCACUACGUCGUUACGUUACCGGCCCCUGGCGGUCGGCGCAAUGAGACUGUGCCGCCGAACACUCCCUGCCCCGCUUGGCCAUCGCUCACCUGUCACGUGGUGACCGGACUGCAGCCCGACGCGGAGUACAACAUCAGUGUCAGCGCCGUCAACGAGCACAGCGAUGAACCGGGCGUGCCCGCCACAGUGCGGGCGUCAACGAAAGUCGGAACGCCCGGACCGCCCCAGCUUCUGAGCGUUAAGGACAGAAGCGCGAAGUCCGCAGUGCUUCAGUGGCAGUUGCCAGACGUCUUGAACGCAGACCUGCACUACUUCGAGAUCGUGGUAUCGCCGAAACGCGGCGCCUCUGGCCCGCCUCGCCGCAUUGAAGUGGGAGUUACAGAAGAGAAGCUGUGGUACGAAUCUACAGUUACUGGAUUGGUGCCGGACGGAGUCUACUCCGUGAUGGUGCGCUGUGGGUGGAAUGGCGAAUCGGCGCAGCUGGAAAUUAACUCUAUUCCGAAAUGAUGCGCGCACGGCGUGUACGCGUAUGGGCAUCUUUAUAUCCUUACGAAUUAUAUCAAUAGCAUGCGGAAUCUUGUAGCAUGCCAUGCAUUAUGUAAAGUUUAUCUGAAUAAACGCACUGUUAGGGAUUUUUUUGUAAAAAACGAGUAAUUCCCCGUUAAUUCCAUAGGACAAAUUGUUCGUAAGUAAUGAGUACAGUCGUUAUAAUUCAAAUCU